AUGGGAGUAGUUGAGAAAUUGAUUGCUGGAAAGGACGGAGUUGUUCGAGGUGCCAUACUUAAAACUGGUAAUGGAAGAAAGGAAAGAUCACUUCAACAUCUAUACCCGUUGGAGGUGGCAAGUGCACCAACUAAAUCACAGCAAUCGAAGGUAUUGAAUCCAAAGGCGAAAGCAUUUGAGCCAAGAAAAUCAAGAGCGGCGAAAACAAGGGCGUCAGAGAAGAUCGGACAGAUAAUAAGUGAUAUUGCAGACUCUAAGGACAAUUAA
This is a messenger RNA of Paramuricea clavata, 267 nucleotides long. The record is from the annotation of a GenBank genome assembly. NCBI's taxonomy places the organism in Eukaryota, Metazoa, Cnidaria, Anthozoa, Malacalcyonacea, Plexauridae.